This is a messenger RNA of Vanessa atalanta (red admiral), 2687 nucleotides long. Its product is annotated as poly(A) RNA polymerase, mitochondrial-like. NCBI's taxonomy places the organism in Eukaryota, Metazoa, Arthropoda, Insecta, Lepidoptera, Nymphalidae. The coding region runs from base 63 to 1847 and encodes 594 amino acids. The transcript has 6 exons. The record is from RefSeq and is a predicted model, not a curated record. Gene Ontology annotation, biological process: mitochondrial mRNA polyadenylation. Gene Ontology annotation, molecular function: poly(A) RNA polymerase activity.
UUGUCAAAAUGACAAAUGACAUGUUUAGCUCUUCAGGAUUGUAAUAUUUUAUUUGUUUAAAAAUGUCUGUGUUAUUACAGACAAGUAAAUGUAUUUUUAGAAAACCGUUUAAUAAUACAUUUUGUAAAUAUGUAUUCCUUAGAAAAAACUCCGAUGUCCCUAAAAAGUUUAUAACGUUUGAUGAAGUAGUCGCUCAAAGAAGAGCGGAAGCAAUGCGUAGUGUUGUCGUUCAGGUUAAUUCCGAUUCAUCCUUCAAUGAACUCUACGGCUACUGCUCUAAAUAUGCGUCAAUAAAAGACAUUCAUCAUUACAAAAAUACCGGAGGAGAGCAUUUUAUGGUUAUUGAAUUUGCUUCAGAAGACAAUCUUAAAGAUGUGUUGAAAUCUUGUAGUUCCCAUAACAAAGACCAUGACGUUAUAUCAGUGCAAUCACCUUUUCUUUGGUUCAGAGCCGCUGUGGGUAAUAAAGAAAAAUUUGCAGACACUGGGAAAAAGCUCGCUGUAAAGAAUGGAACUGAGAUUUGUAAUGAGGAUGUGUUAUUGGAGGAUAUAUUAAAUUGUGAAACUGUAUCAGAUCAAAUACAGUUACUGUAUGAAAGGACAACAUUAAAUGACUUGAGCAUAAGACUCCGAUAUAUUGUUGCAAGACAGUUGGAGAUGAUAUUCAACAGCCUCUACACAAAUGUCAAAAUUCAGCCCUUCGGUUCCUCUGUCAAUGGCUUCGGAAGGAUGGGCUGCGACCUGGACCUCGUCCUGAUCAACUCAAUAACGGAGGAAAUGGGCGCGGCGUCGCGGCGCCUGGUGUUCCAGGAGAAGCGCAGCGCGCGGCAGCUGGAGCUGGCGGGCGCGCUGCUGGAGCUGCGCGUGGCGGGCGUGGCGCGCCUCACGCGCAUCCUCAACGCGCGUGUGCCCAUCGUGAAGUACGCGCACGAGUACGCGGGCCUGCACUGCGACCUGUGCUACAACAACUCGGCCGCCGUGCACAUGUCAGAGCUGCUGUGGCAGCUGGGCGAGCUGUGCGCGCGCUCGCGGGCGCUGGCGGUGCUGGUGCGGCGCUGGGCGGCGGCCACCGGCCUCACGCAGCCGCACCCGGGCCGCUGGCUCACCAAUUUCCCGCUGACGCUCAUGGUGCUGUUUUUCCUGCAGCGCACCGGCCUGCUGCCCUCGCUGAACCGACUCGUCAGUGAGGCGGGGAAAGAAGACAUUCGAAUAGCCGAGGAGAAUGUCAACUGCACGUUCCUACGCGAUCUGAACAAACUGCCCGCGGAUUCGUACGAACAGAACGACGACGAUCUGCAGACAUUACUGUUCAAAUUCUUUGAAUUCUACUCGCAAUUCGACUUCCAGGAGAAAGCGAUUUCGAUCAACGAGGGUAAACCUAUCAGGAAGCCUAACUCCCUCCCUCUGUACAUAGUAAAUCCCUUGGAGCAAUCGUUGAACGUCAGCAGGAACGUCAGCUACGAGGAGUGCGAGAGGUUACGCCUGGAAGUGAGGAACGCAGCCUGGCACCUGGAGUCCUGCCUCGACGGCAAGAAAUCAGACGACUGGGGCAUUCUAGGACUCAUAGAGAAGAAGUCCUCUAGAGGUUUGAAGAAGUUAUUGCGCGUAGGGAAUUCUCAUAGGUUAGUAUCCAUGAAAGACUUAUUCACUGAUAAUGAUAACGAGCCUUCGGUGGAAGGCAUACGAUCGAAAAUGCAAAAAUUCGUCAAGACUGAUAAAGAGGUGGACACGAGUGUGAAAGAGAUGAAGAGUGAAAUGAGUAAGGAACAAAAGAGUGGGAAGAUAAAGUUUAAAAAUAAUCAAACUGCAAGUGCGGUGUACAGAAUAAGAAGAGAUAAAAUAAUUUGAUGUUUUGUGUAACUAUAGGGUGUGAUUUAGUAAACAAUUAAAAGCAUAUAUAAGAUCAACAAUUUCAUUGACUAAGGUUUUAUUUGUUUUUUUUUUUUGGUUAAAAAGUUAUAGUAGAGACCAUACUUAUUACUUAUAGAAGUUUUACAUGCUAUUAAUGACUGUUCAACACUAUUUUCCCAUAGACAAUUGGAGACCUCAUUGCAAAAGAGUUUUUUUGUGUUAUUUUUUUAAUGUUUUCCUAAAGAUGGCGUUAAUAUUUUAUUUCCAUAGUUUUCCUAAAACAUUGUACUUUAUAUAUAAGUGUUUUAUAGAGUAGUUAUUGGACUCGGUUUCUAAAUUUGAUAUUAGAAAAAGAAGUCAUAAGUAGCUUAUUCCCGGACACAACUGGUCCAUGUUCCUGGUGUUGAUACCUAAGUUUAUAAUUUCUAGAUUAUGACUAAAUGUAUGUUAGGCUCGUUUCUGUAGAUUUCAGACAAAUUGACCAAAAUGCACGGUUCAUUCUAUUCUCCGAUUAUAUGGUCCAACUUGAUCUCAGAUGGCGUGUCAAAUCCAUGUGUACUAGUAAGUUGUUUAGCAGUGGAAUAAGCUUCAAGCUAUCUCAUCAAGAGAAGAGAUCUUUCUUUAGUAGAUACGUUUAUUGAGGUCUUGUAUUCUUUAUACAGUAUUCGAUAAUUUUGUGCACGCCAUAGGAAUGGCGAAACCGAAACAAGUGCCCCGUCCUCUACCACUUUAUGAUAAGAUGUGUUUGGAAAUAUGUUUUUGAAGAUUGUUGGUGAAAAUGAAGCGAAGUUAAAACUAAUGUUUAUUUUAAAAUCGUUUAUUUGUAAAUAAAAUUCU